AAUAAUGUCGCUGUCACUGUUUGGGGGGGGGGCUGGGGCGCGCUCUAACCCGGUCACAACGCGGGGAAGUUGCUCACGGUUUUUCUGCGUUGCCAUGGGGUUUUUGUAAAACCUAUUGACUGCGAUAGGGUCCCUUCUUUUCUUUGAGUCAGUCUUUGUGGAGGAGGUAAAACCCGCUAUUACUUUUCUAGCAGAGGCGGGAGGAGCGAGAGUGCCAUCUGAGGGAGGAGGGAGGUGCUCCGGUCCAGACCAACUGGAAGGCAAAGCGGCGUUACGCGAACAGCGAGACCUGCCUCUGCCUUAUUCCAGCGGUGGACCAGAUUCAACUUUCUGAGCGGCUGCCACGGCAUGAGUUACUCCUAAAGGUAUCGCAUCUUUGGUGUUCCAGGGAAAUGAACUGAGAGCGUAGGAGAGACCACUCACUUCUUUCAAGGAUGUCUAGGAUUUACAGUGAAACCAUGAGGUUGCAGAGGAGCCACGGAUUCUCCCCGGUGCUGUUCUUCGUCACCUGUUUUUGUGCCUUCUACAUGACAGCAGCCAUCGAUAUACCACUGGAGGUUGAGCAGCUGCCCACCAUCACAGCUCAGUCACCCAGCUCUCUCAUCGCCUUCCCUUUUGAUGAGAGCUUCCCCAUGCUGUGUGAAGCCAAAGGGAACCCGGAGCCAGAAUUCAAAUGGAUGAAGAAUGGCCAGGAAUUCGACCCCUCUUUGGAUCCCCGGCUGAUGAAAGAGGAGAAUUCUGGGACCUUUGUGAUACCUAAUAAUGAAAACCUUACAGAGUACCAGGGAAUCUACCGCUGUUACGCCUCAAACAAACUGGGGACCGCCAUAUCGCAAAGGAUUGAGUUCAUUGUGCCCCACGUCCCAAAGUUUCCUAAAGAGACGCUGGAUCCUGUCGUGGUGGAGGAGGGCCAGGCCUUCACGUUGAAAUGUGAUCCACCUAAAGGGAUACCUCCUCUGCAGAUCUACUGGAUGACUAUUGGUCUUCAGCACAUAGAACAAGAUGAGAGGGUGUCAACGGGGUUAAAUGGAGACCUUUACUUCUCCCACGCUGUGGAAAAGGACAGCAGAAGAGACUACUGCUGCUUCGCCGCCUUUCCCAGAAUAAGAACCAUCGUUCAGAAGACUGCUAUGUCUGUCAUUGUCAAGAUAAAAAAAAGUGACAUUAGUCCUGAGGCUGCUAAUGCCAUCCCAGAGAGGAGACCUACUCUUCUGACGCCCUCUGGUGUCAAAACAGAGGUACAGCUUAUCAAAGGAGAGGACUUAAAACUGGAGUGCAUUGCUGAGGGAUUUCCAACUCCUCAGGUUGAGUGGGUGAAGAUGGGUAACACACUCCCAACUAAAGCAAAGCUGGAGAAUCAUGGGAAACUGUUGACUGUUCAGAGAGUUGAACAAGAGGACAGCGGGAAGUACAUGUGCAAGGCAAAGAACGCGCUUGGAGAGGCUGUUCAUUACUUCACAGUGACUAUAGAGGGGCUUCCAGAGUGGGUGUCUGAGCCUGAGAGUCAGCUUCACAUGAUUGGUUCAGAUGUGCUCAUCAAAUGCUCGGCCAGUGGGACUCCUCAACCUACUAUAACAUGGACGGUGAACGGAGAACCACUGCAGGGAGUCCCUGCUGCCAACAGGAAGGUGUUAGAUGAUACUAUACUUAUACAUAAUGCCAAAGCAUCUGACAGUGCGGUCUACCAGUGUGAGGCAUCCAACAGACAUGGAACCCUGCUGUCUAAUGCCAACAUCAUGAUUAUGAAUCUGCCUCCCAUCAUUUUGACUAAGGAGGAGGAGGAUUACUCCGCUGUGGAAGGGAGAGGAGCAAUGAUGCACUGCAAGGUCUUUAGUUCUCCUCCCUCCACCAUCACUUGGAGCAGAGAUGACUCCACUGAAUCAGUGGAGGGACCAAGGUUUACCAUCCAUGACAACGGAUCGCUGGAGAUACUGGGUGUAGAGAAAGAUGACAGCGGGCAGUAUAUAUGUUUUGCUAAAAACACUGAGGGACUGGAUGCCGUCGAAGCGAUGCUUUAUGUGAAAGAUCCCACUAGAAUAGUCGUGCCCCCAGAGGACCUGCAGAUCUUAAUAGGUACCACGGCCCAGCUCUCAUGCCUGGCAGAGUACGACAAGUCCUUCAGCAACGACUUUGAGCUCCUGUGGGAAAAAGAUGAUAUGGAGAUAGCCCUCAACUACACUGAGAAUUCAAGCAGAUACUUUGUGGAAGACGGUGUUCUCCAGAUUAUCAAUGUAAGCCACGUGGACAAGGGUGUGUACACAUGUGUGGCAAGAACUCCAGUGGACCAGCAGACAGCCUCAGCGCUGCUCACUGUGUUAGAUGUCCCAGAGCCCCCGGAGUACUUGGUCCUGUCUGAACGCAAGAGCAGAAGUGUGAAACUGAAAUGGAUCCCUGGAGACGAUCACAACAGCUCAACAACAGAGUUUAUCAUCGAGUACGAGGAAAGCCAGUGGGAGCCAGGUAACUGGAAGGGGAUGCUGCGAGUACCUGGGAACCUUAACUCGGCUGUCCUUAAACUCCACGGCCACGUCGACUACUGCUUCCGUGUGUCUGCCGUUAAUGCUAUAGGGAGGGGUCGUCCCAGCGAGCCCACAGAGAGAUACAAACCCCCCGCAGCAGCCCCUGACAGGAACCCUGAAAAUAUCAAAAUCGAAGGUCAUUUGCCACAUGAAAUGGAUAUCAACUGGGAGCCCUUGUUACCUAUUGAGCAGAACGGACCCGGUCUGGAGUAUAAAGUGAGUUACAAGAGACAGGAUGUAGAGGAGGACUGGCAGGAGCACAUGGUGAAGAGGCACUCAUUUGUGGUGAAGAAAACUCCCACUUUUGUGCCAUAUGAGAUCAAGAUCCAAGCAAAGAACCACCAAGGCUGGGGCCCCGAACCCAGGAUAGUGUCUGGCUACUCAGGAGAGGACUUUCCAUCUGCUGCACCUGAAGAUGUUGCUGUGGAGGUGAUGAACAGCUCCACGGUGAAGGUUAGCUGGAUGCGCAUACAUAAGGACAAGUUACAUGGACAUCUGGGAGGCUACAGGAUAAAUUGGUGGCGCCUGCGCAGUCUAGUUGAGUCCAAGAAAAGCCAUGGAGAAAAACAAACACUGACGCUCCCUGGAGACCGGAACCAUGCUGCUGUACCGGGACUGUUGCCCUUCUCUGAGUACAGCCUCAUCGUCAUGACCUUCAAUGGGCGGGGCAACGGCCCGGGCAGCCAUCCUGUCAACUUCAAAACCCCAGAGGGAGUUCCCCAGAAAAAUCCAGUUUUCAGGGUCAUGGAUGUACAGAAGCACACCGUCUCCCUGGACUGGGCACCACCAUUAGAGCCCAAUGGAAUUCUCACCGGGUACCUCCUGGAAUAUCAGCUCAUCAACGACACAGAGGAAGUGGGUCCACUGCAGACGGUCGACAUCAGCAAACCUGACACCACCAAGUGGAUUCUGCGUGACCUGGAGUCUGUGAGCAGAUACAAGUUCUACCUCCGCUCAUGCACCAAGGUGGGCUGCGGGCCUGUCGUCACUGAGGAGUGCACCACCACACUAGAAACAAGCAGGUCAGCUUCCCCCUCACCUCCAAGCACUGCAAAGUCCCCUGUGACCAAACCCACUCGCCUCACUAUAGGUGAGGCUGUCUGGAACAUAUCAGAUGCCUUGCACGACUCUAAGACUUUCCACAACAUUGAACCGCCUGAACCACGGACUGAGUACACAGUGCGACUGAUUGCAAACAGCUGGGUUGAUAAUUCUAGUAUAUUUGAAGAUGUUAUCACAACUGGGUCUACAGGUCUGGCCAGCACACACGAAGGAAUAUCCACCCAGGGCUGGUUCAUCGGCCUGAUGUGUGCCAUCGCCUUCCUCACACUCAUUGUGUUGAUCGCCUGCUUUGUCAACAGAAAUAAAGGAGGGAAAUACUCUGUUAAAGAAAAAGAAGACCUUCACCCAGACGUGGAGUCCCAGGGUAUGAAUGACGACACAUUUUGUGAAUACAGUGACAAUGACGAGAAGCCACUGAAGGGCAGCCAACACUCGCUGAGCAAAGAGAUCAAAGCAGGGGACAGCGGGGACAGCCUGGUGGACUAUGGCGACGAGGAUGUUCAGUUCAACGAGGACGGCUCCUUUAUCGGAGAGUACGCGGGGCAAAAGGAGAAGAGAGCAUCUGCUGAGAUCAAAGCCACCACUCAGACCUCGGCAUGAGGAGUGGCCCUGCCAUCCAUCGCCCUCCUGACACUGUUCUCACGUGCUGAGAGGAACAAGUGAAAAAAGGAAACAGACAUUAUCCAACCAAGCACAGGGUUUUGUGUCAAAUGUAAUGCGUCAUUGCCAACUGCGUACUGCCACCCACAUUUUGUAAAGCUCUUUUUUUGUCAAGUUGCUACAGAAUGACCGUUACUAAAUACUGUGUAAAUAUAGUGUA
This is a messenger RNA of Notolabrus celidotus (New Zealand spotty), 4401 nucleotides long. It is a transcript of the gene chl1b, whose product is annotated as cell adhesion molecule L1-like b. Gene Ontology annotation, biological process: cell-cell adhesion. The transcript has 28 exons. Gene Ontology annotation, molecular function: protein binding. The record is from RefSeq and is a predicted model, not a curated record. Bases 435 to 4181 code for a protein of 1248 amino acids. Lineage: Eukaryota; Metazoa; Chordata; Actinopteri; Labriformes; Labridae.